AAAAUAUUAGGGGUCCUACUAGUAGCAAGACGCAGCCAGCCAGGACAGAAAGGGAAAAAGAGAACACGCUCUGAGUACUUUGGAGUAAGUAAUUAGCUAGCUAGGUAGUCAACGGAGUUUCUCUUUCUUUCAGGUAAAGUGUUUUAGUAAGGAGUUACUUGAUCGGUUGUCUGCAUUUAUAUGAAGUUGUGCUUCCAGCCGUGAUCAUUAUUUUAAGAUAAUGGCUCCAACUAUACAGACACAAGCCCAGCGAGACUCAGAUGGUGACAGGUAAAUAUCCUCUCCGAUUUAUCUUCUUUGCCGCAACUAGCUAACGUUAGCUAACCUAGCUAAUGACGACAAGGCUAGUUAAAGAUCAUCAUAAUUUACAUAUGUUCUGAUUGUCCCGUCAUAAGUUAAAAUAUUGAAAUGGGUGCUGUGUUACUUCCAAUUUAUUCAGUCUCAGCAGAGUGUGUAGCUAACAACACUUGUUUUUUCUCUCCACAUGUCUAGGAGUUCAUCACACAGAACUGUUCCAGAGAGGUAUGCAUGCAUGCAGUUUCUUUGACAUGUUUCAACCAAACAGAGAUUCAGUUACAAUUCAAGUUAUUGUGUGUUGUUAAAUGCAAAGGGGAGGGCUGGAGAUAUAAUGGACAGAUCAAAACCCAUAUGACCAUUAGGUAGUUAUCUCUUUGGGUUAUGAGGAUAUGUGGCAUUAGUGGUUGAUAGAACAUUUUUUUGAUGACUACUUCUUCUCUAUACAUUUUUUAAAUGUGUGCUUCUAUGUUUGUCCCAACCAAUCUCCCAGGUCUGGAGUGGUCUGUCGAGUAAAGUACUGCAACAGCCUGCCUGACAUCCCAUUUGAUCCCAAAUUCAUCACAUAUCCAUUUGACCAGCACAGGUAAACACCCUUGUUCCUACCAAGUUCCUUCUGCUAUAAAGGUCAUUCCAAAUGUUGGUAUGUCUAUUUAAUGUAUUGUAGCUUUUAUUUUCUAAGCCUUCUUCUAUAAAUACCGUACUGUAGCUGACUGAUGUGACUGGAUGUUGCUCUGUCUGAUGUUGACAGGUUUGUGCAGUACAAGGCUACAUCGUUAGAGAAGCAACACAAACAUGAGCUGCUGACUGAGCCUGACCUUGGCGUCACCAUCGACCUCAUUAACCCAGACACCUACCGCGUCGACCCCAGCAGUACGUUUCUGAACCACAUACACAGUUAUACCACACAGUCAGUAUAUUUUUGUGGUGGUUACUUGAAGCUUGUGUAGUAUUGAAUUAGAAUCGUCCCAUCCUUAUUUUUCUAGUUCUUCUGGAUCCAGCUGAUGAGAAGUUAUUGGAAGAAGACAUCACAGCUCCAUCCAGCUCGAAAAGGUUUGGAUACAGACUGUGUACCAGUCAACACAGUAUCUGUGUGACAAAAUUCAACUAAAAUGUUAAGAAUGACUUGGAAUCUGUGUUAUGAGCCGUUUGUUUGUUUUCCUGUAGAUCUCAGCAGCACGCCAAGGUGGUCCCGUGGAUGAGGAAGACUGAGUACAUCUCUACAGAGUUCAACAGAUAUGGAGUCUCCAAUGAGAAAGUGGAAGUCAAGUGAGUGUGACCUAACAGGCUAGCUAACCACCACAUUCAGCAUACACACUUCCCAUUUUGUAGUGUUUUCUCUGUUUGUCCCACCCCUUCUAUAACCUAUGUGUUCUGUCCUUAGGAUCGGUGUGUCUGUCAAACAGCAGUUCACAGAGGAGGAGAUAUACAAGGAUAGGGACAGCCAGAUUGCUGCUAUUGAAAAGACCUUUGAGGAUGCACAGAAACCGGUGAGAGUGCCCCGUGUUUGGCUCUGCACAAUUUAUUGUGCUAUAUUCAGUCCAAAUAGGUAUUUCAGUAACAACAUCAAAGUCAAUGUCCAGCUACACAGAGAUCACACAGUUCAUUGUAUGUUCCUUCUAAUAUGAUUAAUUCCAUCACGAACAAAGUUAUUGUACAGAUGUCAGAUCUUAAUUGUACCUAUAUUGUCGCAGCAAAAUAAUCCUGCAGCAACAGGAUUUUUAUGUUUAGUCCAUAAUGUUGCUUGAUUGGUGGUUAGGCUAUUAGCUGGUCAAAAUGAGGCUACAUGAAAAGUGGUACACUGUUAAUAUAGCUGUAUAAUAUAACAGGAGAAUUCUCAGCAACAAAAGCGAUCAAAUUAAGAUCCUACAUCUGUACAUCACACACUGUGUUCCUCCUCUUCCCCCAGAUUGCCCAGCACUACAGUAAACCCAGAGUCACUCCUGUGGAGGUGAUGCCGGUGUUCCCUGACUUCAAGGUGAGCAUCCAAAACACUCAACAGGACAUACAGUACCAUUGUAUUGGUCUUGGCUACCUAUCUGCAUUAUGCCCAUGGUCUUUGUUUCUGGGGAGUCAUUGGUUCCUGUAUCUGUUCCAAGCUGGAUGCGUUUAGCUGUUGUUGUCUAGCCCUAGUGUGUUUUGGUAAAGAGUAAGCAUUUGUGUGUUCUGUUCUCUGCUCCCCAGAUGUGGAUCAACCCGUGUGCUCAGGUAAUCUUCGACUCUGAUCCUGCUCCUAAAGACAUGUCAGCACCCCAGGGUGUGGAGAUGAUGUCACAGGCCAUGAUUAGGUGAGGAGAACAUUGCCACAUUGUGUCUUUGAUUUUCUGUGACCGUCCUGCACUAUGACAAUUUACAUAAUGUUCUGAAUUGUUCAUUGUUGUGCCCUGCAGAGGUAUGAUGGAUGAGGAAGGAAACCAGUUUGUGGCCUACUUCCUUCCCAAUGAGGAAACGAUUCGCAAGCGCAAGAGAGACGUGGAUGAGGAGCUGGACUACAUGCCUGAUGAUCUGUGAGUAAUCCAACAAGCAUUUACACUAACCUUGAGUAGACAGGACACACCAACAAUGAUACUGAUAUAUUAACUAUACUAUCUCUAUCAAUAAUAUUCAGUUUUCACGUUGUCAUUGUCUACUUCCUCACACCUACUUGGUUCACCUUGUCCAAGUACAGAACGUGUAUGAUGUUGGAAUCUCUGAAACACACUUACUGUAACAUUGAACUAGAUGUGAUGAGGGUGGUGUGUGUGUGUGUUCUAGGUAUGACUAUAAGAUAGCCAGGGAGUACAACUGGAACGUGAAGAACAAAGCCAGCAAGGGCUACGAGGAGAACUACUUCUUUAUCUUCAGAGACGGAGAUGGAGUCUACUACAACGAGCUGGAGACCAGGUAACCACUGGCCAGGGUGGGGGGUCUCAUAGUGGGGUCUGUUGGGUUUACUUUAACAGCAGGUGACGUGGGAUUCUCUUGGAUGAGAUAGUCACAUUGUUCUGGUAGAUUUGUAUUUGCUAGGGUGGGUUUAGUUUGUUUGUUUUGGCCUGAGGACACGAAACCUGUGAAGGUUGUUGUUCUUACUGUGUUGUCCUGGAUUGCAGAGUGCGGCUGAGUAAGAGGAGAGCUAAGGCUGGAGCCCAGUCUACUACAAAUGCUGUGCUGGUGUGUAAGCACAGAGACAUGAAUGAGAAGGAGCUGGAAGCACAGGUGAGACUGCUAAUCAGGCACUCCUUUGCUGUUUUCUACACUGUGCAUUACUUUCAAUCUGUAAACUACUGUGUUUACUUAAUAAGUGGACUUCAACACUGAUAGAGAUGUGCAUGUAGUACUGGACAUAAGCAGAGAAGUAUACAUUUGCAGACAUCUAAAUAAUCCAAGUAAUAAUGACAUCCGUCUUUGUGUCCAUUAGGACGCGCGUAAGGCUCAGCUGGAGAACCAUGAACCGGAGGAUGAAGAAGAGGACAUGGACUUGGGUAAACUGCAGGACUCUGGUCAGUCUCCCCCCUCUCUGUCCUCCCCAAUGUUUACUACUGUGUCUGCAGAGGCUAUUUGUUUGCCACUGCUUCUUAGAUCCAUAUGAACUAAUUGUCUGUAUCUGUUUGUCUCCAGGUGAUGAGAAGGAGAAAGGCAGCGAGAGCGAGGGAGACAACUCUGACAGUGACUCUGACAGGGAGGAUGAGGAUGGAAAGCGGAGUGGAGCUGAGGAUGAUGAAGAGGAGGGAGCGAAGCGGAGGAGGAAGGCCAGUGGUAGCGGCAGUGAGAGUGGUGAGGAGGAGAUCAAGCUGGCGGAUGAGGUGGAGAUCUUCGGUAGCGAUGACGACAGUGAUGACGAUGACAAUGAGCCCAAGAAUGGAGCAGCCCAGAGCAGCGGGGAGGAGGGCAGUGGGAGCGAGGAGGAGGAGAAGGAGAGCCAUAGGGAGAGGAGAAGGAGUGGCAGCGCGUCUCCGGCCCACAGUAGCGGUAGUGACCACUCAGAGGGCGGCCGCGCCCAGAGCGGGAGUGGUAGUGAGCAGGCCUCAGACUCCAGCGACGGCAGUGACAGUGAAUAAAAGCCUUCUUACUGUGACAACACCGGCACACCAUGCCUCACCCCCGAGCUCCAGCCAGCCCAGGCUAACGAGCCCCACCCUCAGAACAGCCCUGUCUUUACAGAGUCAGUCUGAGGCCAGCAACUCAUUCCUGUUGAGAGUUAGUCUGUCUGCUACUUUUUUAGGAGAGACACAACCUUUUAAGCGACUUCUACAAGGCUUUUGGGUACCUGUAAAUGCCAGUUACUCAAAUGUCAGACUUUAGCUCAUAGAUAUAGCUGGAGCCACUAUCUUAGUAGUUUUUAACAAAAUUAUUUCCUACCAAGAACAUAUUUCGUUUGUUAUUUUAAGCUGUUAUUUUGUUAUUUUAAGUCUUAGUUUGUCUUUAUGGUUUGUCGAUUUCUCACUCAAUAUGAGGCACUUUCAUAAAGUGGUGUGAAAAGCAGAUACACUUUUUUUCUGUUGAAUUUUCUUGUGUGCAUAAAUCUGUUUAAAAUACGUUUUUCUUUGUCCUUAGCAUUUGAGGAUGCAAUGCAUUAUAAAUGUAAUUGGAACAGCCAAUAAAAUGCAGGAUAGUUUUGUAAGGAA
This is a messenger RNA of Coregonus sp. 'balchen', 4898 nucleotides long. The record is from the annotation of a GenBank genome assembly. Lineage: Eukaryota; Metazoa; Chordata; Actinopteri; Salmoniformes; Salmonidae.